AUGCCUAGUUAUUUGCAAAACUAUCAUUGCAAUUUAGCUACUUCUACUUCUCAAUCAUCUACCAGGGAUCCUGUUACUAAUCCAGAAUUAGAACCUUCAUUUUAUCACCAAGCUGUCCAGCAUGCUCAUUGGAGAGCUGCUAUGUUUGCAGAAUUAUCUGCAUUAGAAAUGAAUGACACUUGGGCCCUCACCACAUUACCACCUCAUAAAACUCCUAUAGGUUAUGAAGAAGUUUAUAUGAAGCCUCCUCCAGGUUAUCUUAGCAAGGGGGACAAAAGAGUAUGUAAAUUACAAAGAUCUCUAUAUGGUUUAAAGCAGGUUUCAAGACAGUGGAAUUCCAAGUUUAUCUCUGUGCUGUUUAACAUGGGAUUCUCACAAUCGAAAGCUAACUAUUCCUUGUUUACCAAGAAAGAAGGAAAUUCAUUUGUUGCUCUGUUGUUGUAUAUAGAUGAUAUAUUGCUAGCUAGUAGUGAUAUAGAUUCAAUUGAGAUUGUUAAAAAAUCUCUAAGUGCUGAGUUCAAGUUGAAAGAUUUGGGGCUAGCAAAAUUUUUUUUUAGCAUGGAAAUUGCUAGAUCAAAAAAGGGCAUCUCUUUGUCUCAAAGAAAGUAUGCUUUAGAACUGAUUUCAGAUUCUGGUUUACUUGCCGCAAAAUCAGCCUUAUUUCCUACGGAUACUCAUGUGAAGUUAUCAAAAGAUGAUGGUGAAUUGGUAGAUGAUGUUUUAGCUUACAGAAUGCUAAUUGGCAAAUUAUUGUAUUUGACUCAUACCAGACCUGACAUUACAUUUGCAGUACAUCACCUUAGCCAAUUUUUAGAUAGCCCUCGAAUGCCCCAUUUACAAGCUGCUAUGAGAAUCUUAAGAUAUCUCAAGUCUGCCCUUGGACAAGGCCUAUUGUUUCCAACUUCAUCAAAGGUUCACAUCAAAACUUUUUCAGAUUCAGAUUGGGCUAGCUGCCCAGAUACUCGCAGAUCAAUUAGUGGCUAUUGUAUUUUUAUUGGAAACUCUCUUGUACCAUGGAAAUCUAAGAAGCAACACACAAUAUCUUGA
Molecule: messenger RNA, 1047 nt
Organism: Carya illinoinensis
Lineage: Eukaryota; Viridiplantae; Streptophyta; Magnoliopsida; Fagales; Juglandaceae
Exons: 3
Coding region: 1-1047 (348 amino acids)
Source: RefSeq, a predicted model, not a curated record